GGAGAGCGCUGCGUGACACCAAGGUCGGGCAUUGCGCACGGGAGCUAGCGCCCAGCGCAGCCACAGCGCUUAUUCUGGACCUCUCCUCCAUACCGCCACCUUGACCAGCGAGUCAGCAACAUGUCCACCGCCAUUGCGACGUCCUCGUCCAUACCGACCUUACCUACAACGAACAUGGGCUCUGAGAAGAGUAUCAAACGCAAACUCGAGGAUGCUAUUCACACCCUAGACGAGGCGGUCGCACCUGCUACGUCGUCGCUAGACCAGCGCCCACCCACAAAGAAACAAAGAACAACUAAGAAUCUGUACGCUACCCUUGCGAAGUACGGGAUUCGAAAGGAGCCUAAGGCAAUUGACCCAGCGAACGAACUCCAGACACUCGCAAAGACUGCCCCUCACCUAGCUGCGAUCCUCUCCCGCAGCGCGACACGCACACGACAGGCACUGCCCUGGAAGCUCGGGCACCCGCCACGCUCUGCCACAGCGCCCUCCUCGACCGCCGAAUACCGCCCCUCCUCGAUGCAGUCCUUCCUCUCACGCCUCUCCACGUUCAAGCUCUCUACCUAUUCCAACAAGCCGCCCGCCAUCGACGCGGUCGCCGCAGCCAAGUGCGGCUGGGUCAACGACGGCAAGGACCGGCUCGUGUGCGGGAUAUGCGACAUGUCGUGGGUCGUCGCGGGGCGCGAGGGCAUGAGCAGAGAUGCCGCCAACACUUUGGUGGAGAAGCAACGUGCCCAGCUGGUGGAUAUGCACAAGGAUGGGUGUCCGUGGAAGACUAGACAAUGCGAUGACUCGAUAUACAGGAUACCUUUGCAAGCACCCUUGGCUAUGGCGAGGGAGAUCAAGUCGCGCGCAGCGGCGCUAGACACUGUAAUGCAAGGCGUUGAAAUCAAGCACCCAAUGGCAUCUACCCAAGUCCAAUCGCUGCUGUCGACUGUCUCGACCGUUCGCGUCCGGACAUUCGCCAUCCCUGACUCGGACCCGGAUGACCCCAUGUCUAGCGACAACGGCGAGCCAGAUGAAGAGCCACAGCCCUCGGAAAUUGCUGUCGUCGCAGCGUUGUUCGGCUGGUCAGUCCUGCCACCAGCUCCGCCUCCCGAGCGGCCGCGGACACAAUCGCUGUCUCGCGCAACCUCCGUGGCGCCGUCGACCCCCACAAGAACACCAGCUCGCGCGGCAUCUGUUAUGUCCCUGCGAGAGGGUACGCCCACGCCAGGGAGUUCCAGUCGUGCUCGGAUCAUGCUAGGCCAGCCAAACAGUCGGGCAUCGACACCGGCGCCUGCACCCGCACCAGCGAAACCGGAUACGACCCUCCUGCAUUGCGCCCUCUGCCAGCGCCGCGUCGGGCUCUGGGCGUUCAUGUCUCCGCCGCAGACGAACGGCGCCGCCACGACGGACGCACGGCCACAACAACGACGGCAGCUUGACGUGCUCCGCGAACACAGGUCGUACUGCCCGUACGUCGUGCGCUCGACGGUCGUGCCGUCCAUGCCUGCCCCGCAAUCGGAGGGUGCGCCGGCCCGGUCUGCGACGACGGAGCCAGCCACGGUCGAGGGGUGGCGAGCUGUGCUGACUGCGGUGAUGAGGCAUGGGAUGGCGCGCAAGCAGCGCUUUGGGCAUGGCCGGAGCGUGAGCGGGAGGUCGGCAAGUGGGUCGGUCUUCUCGAAUGGGCAGCCGCUGGAGAAUGAGGCGGAAGUGGACUCUGUGGAGGCGAUGGUUGCUGGCGUCAAGAGUCGUGGAGGCAGGGAUCUCUUGAAGUAUGUCAAGGGAUUACUUGGAUGAGGGGGAUGUUGGACUGUAUUGCUGCUUCAUUGUCUUUGUGUUAUGGAGGAUGCUGAAUUUGUAGUUGCUCUGUUGUUUUGAAGAUCGUGCUCCCAUUGUUCGGCGUAUUACAUAUGCGGCUACCCGAUCUGAAGAUGAUUCAAACGACACAAGCCGUAAUAUCUGAUGAGGUUGUGUGGCACGAAAUACCUGUCUCAGAUAAGGAGUGCGUGCAAAUACUCAGUACUCAGGCCUAGGACUCUGGUGUUUUCCGACCCAUCUCGAGGGUGUGUGCUACUCAAGCAAAGGGUCCCAAGGCCCCGAGCGGUCAAACGAUAUUAGAGUAGUUGAGAUGCAGAAGAAACAGUGAGAGUCGGAUCUCUUCACCGUGAGCCCUAUUAUGCUCUGUUCUGUGCGUUUGAUGCCCUUGUAACAUACUCUAUCCAAC
This is a messenger RNA of Rhodofomes roseus, 2209 nucleotides long. Its product is annotated as C3HC zinc finger-like-domain-containing protein. Gene Ontology annotation, molecular function: zinc ion binding. Gene Ontology annotation, cellular component: nucleus. The coding region runs from base 121 to 1782 and encodes 553 amino acids. The record is from RefSeq and is a predicted model, not a curated record. The transcript is spliced from 7 exons. Lineage: Eukaryota; Fungi; Basidiomycota; Agaricomycetes; Polyporales; Fomitopsidaceae.